AUGGCCCACUCUCCCACCUCUCCCCCUGCGGCACCCGGGGUGAAUAAGAAGAAGAAGCCCUUUAUUCCGUACGAGGUCUUUCUUGGUGUCGUUGACCAACUCAUUGCCCAGGCAGAGGAGCCUCACGAUAUCAAAGUCUGGUCUCUCGGAUAUGAGCACAGCGUCGCAAGCAAGCUCGUCGUCCACGACACCGAUACAGCCGACUUCAAGUACCAGUCCAUCACUCGCCAGCGCUAUCAAAGACUCCGUCUUGUCUCGCAGAUCAACCAAAAGUCCCGAAGAAUGGUGGAAAAGAGAUUCCCGCGGCUGCCCAUGAUGGUAGCUAGCCCCUGUAAGCGCAGGCGUGAGCUCAGCCCUGUCAGCGCAUAUGUGCGCCAUAUCGACGAGUACAUUCCGUUCUUCACGUCCCUUCAGCUUGGACGCGAAGCAGAGCAAUUCAUCUACAACCAGACUAUUCUUCUGCCCACUCCUGCUGGUUACGCCCUUCUCACCAGCGUCGAGCGCCUAUACCUCCCCAGAAUCGACUACCUCGUCACUCGGAAUGCGGCGUGCAUUUCGACUCUUGUCAGAUUCCCAAACCUCAAGGCAAUCGUCGUCCAUGUUGGUUCGUGGACCAGAAAGCUUCGUGAGGGUAUUACCAAAGGCCUCCACAGCAUCGAUCCAGCCAAGUUACCAGAUCUCGCACUUUGGCACAUGACCAAGUCAGCCGUAUUUCGAAGUAUCUGGGCCGACCAUCUCCACCGCAGACGCAUUCGAUUGUAUGGUCUCAUUGAUCCUGGUCUUGGACCUAUCAUCGAGCUGUUCCCAAGACGCAAAAGAAUCAGAUAUCGUUUCUGUCGCCCCGAUACAAAUGAAGCUAUCAAAGCCCUUAUUGAGGACACCCGCGUCAUGAUACUUUGA
Molecule: messenger RNA, 900 nt
Organism: Colletotrichum orchidophilum
Lineage: Eukaryota; Fungi; Ascomycota; Sordariomycetes; Glomerellales; Glomerellaceae
Exons: 1
Coding region: 1-900 (299 amino acids)
Source: RefSeq, a predicted model, not a curated record